GUGCCGCGCGCGAUGCACAAAACGCCGCGUCACGCGCACCCAGAGCACCGCCAAGCUACCGGUGCAGUGUUGCCGCCGCGGGAGACCGACUGAGCGAGCGCGCGCGCAUGCUCGCUGCCCGCGGUGUUACCGUGCGCAAGCCCGGCUGCACUGCAGGACUGGACCGCGCGCGCAUAUGCGGCGGGACGACCCACCAGCGGAGGCGGACCGCCUGCCCGCCCGCCUGCGAUUUUUUUCCCUUCCUUCAAUGUGUCAAUGUCGAGCGAUUCGCCACGGCCGCCAGAAGUAGUCGCCGAGACGGAAGCAACAUGUGCUGUACACGCGAUUCCGAGUUGAGUGCGGUUAGGGUUUUUGACGCUCGUGCCGCCGCCGCCGCCGUUACGGCGCUCUCCCGUUAACCACCGCCGGUGAUAUUAUUAUUAUUAUUAUUAUUAGACGUGUCCUGACCGUUUUGUUCGUGAGUCUCUCACCGCUUCAGGUUAUUGUAAUUAUCUACAUCGUAUAAUAUAGUGUUUUCGGUUUUGGUUCGUUUUUUUUUUUGGCUUCGUCCUCGUCGAAGGAUACUUGUAAUUUAUAAUAAUAUAAAAUUUGAAAGAUCCAAAAACUAGUGCAUCGGUACAAGAACUAUUUUUACGGCGGUGUCAUGUUCCCGGGCGGUUGUUACGACGAUUCCUCGAUCGUACCGUCGUUCAUGUAUGCGGGCUGCACGCCUAUGCCGCAUGGCGUAACCGGUUUCGCGCCGGCUGUAGACCGUCAUCGUCACCAAUACGCGCCACAUAUUCAGAAGCAGCUCCACCAUAGAGACCUGCAGCUGCCGUACCACCAACUCCGUGACUCGCCGAUGCAGCACCUCGAUCACGCAAACAUGUGCGCCGCGAUUUCGUCGUCUCCGAUCACGCCACUGGACAACGGUUACCGGUCCAUGUCGUCAUCGCAGUCGUCGCCCAUGUCAUCCUCUUCAUCGAUGUCGCCCAUGUCGUAUGGUCCCGGAUAUUCGCCUAAUCAGGUGUCGUACGACUGUCACGGCGUUCCCGCUCAUCCGUCGGUGACCGACUUUCAGCCGCCGUCGCACGACCAAUAUUAUAAUUUUACAACAUACGAAAAUAACCAUCCCCCGGCAGUCGGCCUUAACGCUCUAGUGCCGUUGCCCACACAGCCGCCGACCCAAACUUUCCAAAACUACAACAACAACAACAACAACAACAACAACAACAACAACAACUAUUACAACAACAACAACAACAACAUAAAAUACAACAACAAUAAUACUUACACCGAUAGCUACAAAUACCUGGAUUUGCAGCAGACCGCAAAUAAGCCCACCGGAAACAAUUCCAGCAGAGAAAGUCGAAAUUUGGCAGAAAAAAACCGACGACAAAAGUUGAAUAAAUUUAUCACAGACCUUACAGAACUUGUACCACUAAUAUCAAAUUCUUCUAAAAAAGUAGAAAAAACGAGUGUUCUUAGACUCAGUGCUGCAUUUCUCCGGCUGAAGCGAUUAUUAUUAGGACUAAAAAAAAAUCGUGAAAAACUGCCAGGUUACAUAAAUGAGGUUAAUGUGGCUGAUCUUCUGUUGGACGAGAACGAUAUAUACCUUAUGGUCACAUCAGGUGGUAAAAUAGUAUUUGUUUCGCACUCCGUGGAGAAAAUAUUAGGCUAUUCACAGAUCGAUCUCAUGGGCCAAUCACUUUUUAAUUUUGCCCAUCCCAAAGAUCACGAUGAGCUAAGAAAAAACCUCAAGUAUCAAGACGAAACAUCAAACAGUGGCACCAACGAUACUAAUGAUCCUUUACUGAAUAGUGAUGGAAAUUUUAAAAUACAACGUCGAACAUUUUAUUUACGGUUGGUCAAAAAAGUGGUUUCUCGUGAUGAACAACCAGAGGUGGAGCUGGUACAUGUUAUGGGAACAUUAAUGGUUCAAAAAUCCGAUUCAAAAAAUUCUGAAGUCACUGAAAAUGAUAUAGUUUUAAAUGCAGUUGUCAGGCCAUAUAAUGAACGACGUGUGACUGAAGUAUCAAUGUUAGAAGCAACUCGUGAAGAAUACAUAACUAGACAUCAAAUUGAUGGCCGUAUAAUAUAUGUUGAUCAUAGAAUUUCGAUUGUAUCUGGAUUCAUGCCUCAAGAAGUAUCUGGACAACUGGCAUUCAAAUACAUGCAUAAAGAUGAUGUACGUUGGGUGAUGAUUGCUCUAAGACAAAUGUAUUUUAAGGGUCAAAGUUUUGGUAGUAGUUGCUAUAGAUUGUUGUCAAAAAAUGGAGAAUUUGUGUAUAUGCGAACACAUGGUUUCUUGCAAUUGAAUCCAAUUGAGGAUACAAUUGAAUCGUUCAUUUGUGUUAAUACUUUGGUAACCCCAGAAGAAGGAAAAAGAGAAAUAAUUGAAAUGAAAAAACGGUUUACACCAUUAAUAGUUGCUGCAUCUGAACCUGGAAUUGCUGCAAUAACUAAUAAUCAAUUUAUGGAAAAAGAAUCUACUGUAACAUUGGAAGAUGUUACUGAAGAUGUUAAAACACUGGACAAGGUGGUCGAACAAAUGAUUAUAAAUAUUCCUGAACCAGCAAUGGACAAUUUUAAAGUUACUGCACAGAAUCCUGGACCUUUGCCAGAUAACGAGGAGUAUAUGAGGGUUGCACUAUUAUCCAAAUCAAUACCUCCAGUUUCAGUAGCAUCUAAUGCACCAAAAAUUUAUAAACGAUCAUCUCUAUCCCCUCAGCCCAAUGUGAAGCCAGUAACUCAGGAUCGGCCAUCUGUACUUCGAGUUGCCCCACCAAUUUCUCGACAACCUGUACUAGUUUACAAUCAUCCAACUUAUGAUAAAACUACAGAGAAAGAUCGAGCUUAUUUAGAGCGUAGGGGUGGCAUAUUUGUCAUACCCAAAAGACAAAACGAUUCACAAUCAAUAGAUAACUUACCAAAAAAAGCAAAAAUUGUGUUAGAGACACAAGUUGAAUCACCUGCCUGUAGUAAUUACAGCAACCAAACAGAUUCACUGUCUGAAAAUCAGCUAAGCACUUUAGGAUGUAUUGAUAAUUUUUCUAACUUUCAAGCUACUCCAAUCCAACUAAUUUCACACAACACCGAUGAACACAAUAAUAUCGAUCCUUUAAUUGCUGAUGUGACGAAUAUUGAUCAUUUCACGAAAACAAUUGCCGAUGAUAACUCUUUGUUCAUGGGACCAGAUAGUUAUAAUUCAUAUGUUACUGGUAUUUAUGAUGAUGUAAAUCCAAUAGAUAUCAUUCAAGAUCCUUUAAUUCAUGUCCUACAACAUAAUAGAAGUUUAGAAAGUGCAUUGCUUGAGAAAAAGCAGAACACACUUAAGACAAAAAUGGACCAACAACAAGGUCAGCUGAAAGAAAUCCAAACCGAGUUAAAUUCACUUUCUUCAAAUGCCAACACUCAUUUUCUAGCUACAGAUUUUUCUCACUUAAAGGCUGAACAUGAGCAUCAACAACAAGUGUUACGUGAACUACAAGGAGUACAUAAAAACAUUGGAGUGUGAUUAUCAAUACAAUAUUAUGUAACCUAAUAUUUCACUUGAGGCAUAUGAUUGACGAAAUAUAUUUUCAUUCUUAUGA
This is a messenger RNA of Acyrthosiphon pisum (pea aphid), 3572 nucleotides long. RefSeq names its product circadian locomoter output cycles protein kaput. Gene Ontology annotation, molecular function: protein dimerization activity; DNA-binding transcription factor activity. The record is from RefSeq and is a predicted model, not a curated record. The transcript is spliced from 16 exons. Lineage: Eukaryota; Metazoa; Arthropoda; Insecta; Hemiptera; Aphididae. Gene Ontology annotation, biological process: regulation of DNA-templated transcription. The coding region runs from base 644 to 3496 and encodes 950 amino acids. Gene Ontology annotation, cellular component: transcription regulator complex; nucleus; cytoplasm.